Rotaria sp. Silwood2 is the source of this 3198-nucleotide messenger RNA. The record is from the annotation of a GenBank genome assembly. Lineage: Eukaryota; Metazoa; Rotifera; Eurotatoria; Philodinida; Philodinidae.
AUGAAUCCACAAAUUAUUAGAAAAGACGCACGUCUAGAAUAUUUAUUUUGCUCUUUUGCACUUCAACAUCCUUGCGUCUUUCGCUCGUCUUUAUAUCGAUCACUUGAAGCUACCAGACACGCUGGUAUGACUCCAGCAUUUGGUGAUUUCAUUACAGAUAGUAGUUCUAAUAAUGAUUCAUCUGUGUCAUGUCAUACAAUUACUAAGAAUUCUUAUGACUUACAACGUUCUUCAGGAAAAGUCAUUUCUAAUUCAUCACAGUUUAUUAAUCCUAUUGUAUUACGCCAUAUACACGCACUCGUUGAGAAAAUUUCACAUAAUCAACAAAGACAAGAUCUUUUAUCGUUAUUGAUGCGAUUUCACACUGCUUUCGAUACAACAAAGCAUAAUAUUGCUCGAACGCGUAUACAUCAUGUUAUUAAUACCAUUCCUCAUUCGCCUCCUGCCAGUAGACCGUAUCCUCAACCAGAUACAGAAGAGGCAAUGUAUAAAUUAAUUCAAGAAUUUUUGAAAGCAGGCCUUAUCACAGCUUCACAUUCACCGUAUGCCGCUCCUGCCAUGCUAGUGAAAAAGAAAGAUAAUUCUUUACGGUUAGUGGUUGAUUAUAAACGACUCAAUGCCAUAACUAUUAAAGAUUCUUCACCACUUCCAAACAUGGAAGACACAAUACAGAAGUUAGGAAAGGGAUUUAGCUAUUUUUCUAAACUUGAUCUUAAAUCAGGUUUCUAUCAAAUUCCUAUUAAUAAUAGUGAUAAAGAAAAAACGGCUUUCGUAACACCUUUCGGUUUAUAUCAGUUUAAUGUGUUACCGAUGGGAUUACGCAAUUCUCCUCCUACCUUUCAAAAAGUUAUGACAGAUACUUUGAAAGCAUGUCGUCAUUUCUGUCUUGUUUAUUUAGACGACAUCAUUGUAUUUUCCCAAUCCUUUUCCGACCACUUAGAUCAUCUUAAAAGAGUAUUUUCAGCUCUAGGAGCUAGAAGUUUAGUUUUGAAUCCACCAAAGUGUGAAAUCGCUGUUCCGCAAAUCGAUUAUCUUGGUCAUACUAUUAGUAAAAAUUCUAUUCGACCUAUGAAAGAAAAAAUAGAUGCUAUUUUAGCAAUAAAGGAGCCGCGUACCUUACCUCAAGCAAAUCGUUUCCUAGGAAGCUUAGGCUGGUACCGUAAGUUCUUACCAAAUUUCGCUACGGUUGCAGCUCCUAUACAUGCUGUUACUAAUCUUACGAGAGCCAAUCGUCGUAAAUUUAAAUGGCAGCAUGCUCAAUCAGAAGCUUUUAAGGAGCUUAAGAGCAUGCUCAUCACAGAACCUUUAUUUUUGCAUUAUCCCGUAGAUAAUCUACCUUUAAUUUUAACUACGGAUGCUAGUGAUAUCGGAAUAGGUGGUGUUCUUCAACAAGAAGUGAAUGGUAAUAUCUAUAAUUUGUAUUAUCAUUCUCAGGUUAUAACUCCUUGUGAAAGAAAGUAUAGUGCGAUAGAGAAAGAAGCCCUAGCCAUUUAUAAGUGUGUUCAGCGUAUGCGUUCUUUUAUAUUAGGACGAGGUCUUAUCAUCAUGACUGAUCACUGUCCACUAUGUUUUAUAAUGCAAAAGACAAUUAAAAAUGCGAGAGUAAAUCGAAUAACACAUUUGAUUCAGGAAUAUAAUAUAGAUAAAGUUGUACAUAUUCAAGGUCGUUACAACUGCUUACCUGAUUAUCUCUCACGAUAUUCUAAAGAACAAGAUGAUGAGUUAUUUGAUAUUGAAUAUGGAUUAGGUAGCAAAAGUAAUUCAAUAUCGUCUUCAUCAAUAUCUAAUAAUAUUAAUUCGAAUUUGUUAGCAUCUAUGACUUUAAGACCACGUAAAAAUCAGGUCAAAUACUUCGAUGAUUCCGUACUUAUUCCAAAAGAUACUAGUGCUUAUAAUCGAUCCGAUGAUGUAUCUAAUUCAAAAAACGUAUAUACGAAAAAACUAUCAUCACGUAUAUCAAAAAAUUUUUUCGAUGUAACUAAGCUAAAAGCUGCACAAGAUCAAGAUAAUGCGAUACAAAACAUCAUUCGAAAUCUCAGUUCAGCACAUCAUCAUGAUUCAUUUGUACUAGAAGAUAAUAUCCUUUAUAAAAUAAUUUCAUGUGAAAAAUCUUCUAAUCAAAAACUUAAAGUUAUAUAUUUACCAUCUUCAAUGAUACAUUCUUUACUGCGAGCGUGUCAUGACGAUCCUAUGUCAGGUUCUCAUUUUUCUACAGACCGAAUGUAUUAUAAAAUUCGUAAUCAAUUUUGGUGGCCACGUAUGAGAACCACCAUUCAACGUUAUGUCAGAAAUUGUCGUUUGUGUAUACAGUUUAAUCUAAGUCGUAAUAAAAAACAUGGUCACUUACGCUCUAUACCUUUACCAGAAGGACCAUUUGCUUUAAUAGGCAUGGACUAUUGUGGACCUUUACCUAGAACUCCUCGUGAGAACCAAUAUGUCCUUGUCAUAAGUGAUUAUUUUACCCGUUAUAUAACUGCAAUUGCAUUGCCAAAUUGUACCGCAGAAACAACAGCGGAAGCUUUGUUUAAUGAGUAUUUCUGCAAGUUUGGCAUACCAUCAGUUAUACUAAGUGAUCGAGGAUCACAUUUUCAAAAUAAACUGAUGGAAAAUUUGCAAAAACUCAUCGGGUAUAAUCAUAUUUAUAGCACCUCUUACCAUCCUCAGACGAAUGGCGUUGUCGAGCGUUUUAACGCUACUUUUGUAGCUCAAAUAUCAAAACUACAAAAUAGCCAAAGUAAUAACUGGGAUGAGUUCCUUCAGCCAGUCGUAUUUGCUUACAAUACAGGGGUGCAUAAAUCGACAAAGUUUUCUCCGUAUGAGCUUGUAUAUGGUCGUCCUGCUAGACUACCUAUACACGCACAAUCGACACAAUUUACUUUUAAUAAACCUAUUGACUAUUUCGAGCAGUUAAAAAAGACCUUACGGAUAUUUCAUCAAGCUUCUAAAGAUAACAUUUUACUUCAACAACAAGCCUCUCAAACAUAUUAUAAUCGUCAUCGUCUUAAUCCUCACUUAGCAAUAGGAGAUAAAGUGUUAACACGUAUUUUUGGGUCACGAGCUAAAUUAGAUCCAAAAUUUUCAUCUAUACCUAAAAUAGUCGUUGAAACUCAUCAUCCAACGUAUAUAGUAGAAGAUGAAAAUACACAUGUAAGAUCACAAGUACAUAUAAAUGAUCUUCGACCGAUCAUGUCUUAUUAA